This is a messenger RNA of Exophiala aquamarina CBS 119918, 1524 nucleotides long. RefSeq lists its product as uncharacterized. The transcript has a single exon. Gene Ontology annotation, molecular function: DNA binding; zinc ion binding. Lineage: Eukaryota; Fungi; Ascomycota; Eurotiomycetes; Chaetothyriales; Herpotrichiellaceae. Bases 1 to 1524 code for a protein of 507 amino acids. The record is from RefSeq and is a predicted model, not a curated record. Gene Ontology annotation, biological process: DNA-templated transcription.
AUGACUGAGGAGGCGAGAUUCGGUUUGGGAAUGGACAUUCUCAGGAACAGCUCGAUACCCACUAUUCAAGCACUGCUCCAGCAAUCUAGCCGCGAGGCUACAUUUGGGAACUCGUCCCAGGCUUGGACCUUUGCGGGCAUAGCGUUUCGAAUGGCAUUCGAUAUAGGGUUGCACCUACCGAGCGAUAAGCUUCAGCUUUAUGUCAAAAGCCUGACUAUUGAAGAUAUUGAGAUCCGGAAGCGAUUGUUCUGGAGCUGUUAUACUUGGGACAAGAUCUUAUCAUUAUAUCUCGGGCGUAUGCCAGGGUUCACGCCAGCUGUUGAUGACAUGUCAUUUUCUUUCCGGGACGAUUACAGCGACAAUGAGCUUUGGUCGCCAUAUUAUGGCGAAAAAUCUCAAGUCGACGCAAACAGUUCAGUCAAUUACCCGCCUUGUUCAGGAUACAUUAUCUCCUGUUUCCGUCAACUUUGCAGACUGUGUAUCAUCUUGAACGACCUAUUGCAUAGCUUCUAUUCGGGUGACGCAACAGCUAGUCAAGAGCUUGAAGAAGAUCCUCCAGGAGAGAUGAGAGCGAACAAUGAAGCCCCAUUUUCACGCAUUUCAAGAGACCUGCGAGACUGGCUGAUUUCUUUGCCACCACAACUACGAAUAAGUCCAGAUCAGAUGCCCCAGCUGGCUCCACCCGCGCAUAUUAUGUCCCUUAACCUUCUCUACCAUUCAACAACAAUUCUACUACACAGGCCAGUUAUCCUUGGAGCCCAUGACCUAAAUGCGCCAGAUCCGGCAAGGUCAUAUCUGAUAUGUGUACAGGCAACUGCGGCGAUUCACGAUCUUAUCCUUUUGCAAGCGAAUACCUUUGGACUUUCUCACAUCUCUUUUCUGAACGCCUACACUGUCUAUAUUGCUGCCACAGUUGCGGUAUUGAGAUUCGAAAGAGAAGUUCGUCCUGGAGAAGAUGCCUCUGCUUGCGCGCAGAACACAGGACUGACGUACUUGUUGGACGUACUACAGAAAGUGUCAAAUUCUAUGCCAGCACUCGAGAGAAGCAAUGCUAUAAUCCGAAAACGAAUGAAAGUAGCCCUCGACCGACACCGAGCCCAGCGUAAACAAGCAUACUCAAACGGAUCAACUCCGCCGAAGUAUAACUUACCAACACCCACAACCCAACAGACAAACCUGGCACUGCCCACAGCAUUUCAAACUAUAUCGAAUGGAGUGAUGGCGUAUUCCCACUAUCCACGGUCAGACACUACAGAUUCAUUUGGCACGCCUGUCUCUUGGCCAGCAGGAAUACGAACCAGCAUGCAUUCCGAGUCAGAGCAGCAUACAGAGGACUUCAUGCCUGCCUUUCCAGGUCAGCAAUUCCCAAUCGGUUCAGAAAACAGCUUUAGCGCCAUGGGGGUGGAUCCUAAUGCAAGAGCGACACUAUUGGGAUACACCCUCGACCCUCAUCCAAGACUAAACUCGAGCGAUAUUGACUGGAAUUUUAUGGAUACCUACGAAGGGGGCCAAAUCCAGAUAUAA